GGACACCGGGACCCUACUCGAGCUCCUCUCUCCGCACCCACCAUCCUCUGCCCCCGGCUACCAUCCGCGCCUCCACCGCCGGCCGGCCGCUGUCCCGCUGCAUCCUCACAACCACAAAGCCGCCGGCCUUCUGCCGGGCGCUCGGCCGUUUCCCCAGAUCCGAUUUCAAAAGGGGGGAGAGGGGUGGGGGAUUCCUGCUGCAUCUACUGUUUAUGCUACAAAUGCUGCUAUCUGAGGUACCUUCCAUCUACGUAUGCCUUCUGCAACUUCAUGUAGAUGUUAUUGACCUUUGAUUAGUUAGUGUUCAUGAGCUUUUUUUAUCUUCUUUUUUUAGGAAAAAAAUUACCUUCUUUGUUGUGGGUAUUGCUGCAGAGCAUAUUAGACACUUUGGCCAUGUUUAAUUCCCAAAAAAUUUCUUUUCAUCACAUUGAAUCUUUGGACCCAUGCAUGGAGCAUGCAGUUGAAAAAACAAUAAAUUACAUAGUACGAGAUGAAUUUUUUAAGCUUAAUUAGUCCAUGAUUAGAUAUUAAUUGUCAAAUAACAAUGAAAUGUACUAUAGUACCAAAAUUCAAACUUUUUCGCGAACUAAACACAGCCUUUGUUGUAGGUAAUCGAAGUUCUCGUUUAUUACUGCUCUUUCAGAGUAUUGUUCUCAGUGCUCCGAUCCAUCGCAGAAAUGUGCAUCUCAGUGUUAGUCUACGCGGCUGAUUUUGCUAUUUCUUUUGCAUCUGUUUGACUAAUAGAUAUCAGCCUUAUCCCCAGUCAGCUGCUGGUAAUUGACGGUCAGAGUUGCAGCUUGGUCAAGCUGAAAUGCUGAAUGCAGACAAGAGUUCCGUCUAUUCCGCGGGUCAUCAAGACCUUAGCUUUGCAUGCUUCACUAUUAGAAAAAUCCGAAUCAAGAGUUCCUCAAUUGCACGCAAGCAUCAACAUGACCUUUCCAUGUCAACAUAGUACAGAUAAAAGUACUCGCGUCGUUGUCAAGCCAUUAUUGGCAUGGAGAAACCUUUGUUUCGUUCGUUCCUAUGGACCUAUCCCUCUAUUCGGCUUGUUUGCUUGCGGCUUAUGGCAUGUUUAGUUCUCAAAAAAAAAUUUAAAUACCUAUCACAUCAAAUUUUCAGACAUAUGCAUGAGCAUUAAAUGCAGUUCAGAAAAAUAACUCCUUACAUAGUUUUACUGUAAACGACGAGAUAAAUCUUUUAAGCCUAAUUAGCCUAUAAUUGAACAUUAAUUGUCAAAUAACAAUAAAAAUGCUACAGUAUCAAAACCCAAAAAAUUUCGCGAACUAAACAGACCCUUAUUGUGUGUUCGUGCUUUUGGCUCAUUCUCUCUCACAGAUGCCUAAUCUCGACAGGAAAAUUGAAGUAACCACACCCUUGAAGAAAAAGCAUCACAACAAUGCAGAAAAGGUUGACCCUGCUGCCAUUUCUGCUGCUAGGAGCAGCAGCAGCAGCAAUGGCUUCCAGCGUUAUCGCUCCUGAAUCCAAGAGUACCUUGAGCUGCCCGGGCAGCUGCGGAAGCAUAUCCAUCCAAUACCCCUUCGGCAUCGGCGCCGGCUGCUUCCGGAACGGCUUCGAGAUCGUCUGCGACAACGUCACCGGCACGCCGGCGCUCGCCGGCACCACGAGGCCCGUCCCGGUGAACCUCCUCUCCAUCAAGACGGCGGAGGCCCGCGUGAUGCUGCCCGUCGCGUGGGAGUGCUUCCACUCCUCGAACAAGGUGAACGACUCCAGCAAUGGCGACGUGCACUUCAACAGCGACGACGUGUACCGCAUCUCCAACACCCACAACCAGCUCGUCGUCAUCGGCUGCAACACCCUGGGCUACACCCAGAGCCAGCGGAGCGAGGGCAACGGCUACUACCCCUACGCCUACUACACCGGCUGCAUGUCCUUCUGCAACAAUUCCGGCAGCGCCGCCGACGGCGCCUGCGCCGGCGUCGGGUGCUGCCGCGUCGACAUCCCGCCGGGCCUCACCAACAACAACAUGGAGUUCGAGCAGUACAACCACACGGCCGUCCUCGGCUUCAGCCCCUGCGACUACGCCUUCCUGGUGGACAAGGACAACUACACCUUCCGCACAGCUGACCUGAGGAUGGACACCGACACCAUGAUGCCUGUGUGGCUGGACUGGGCCAUCCGCGACAACCUCACGUGCGACCAGGCGAAGAAGACGGAGAGCUAUGCUUGUGUGAGCGCCAACAGUGAGUGCCGUGACUCUUCCAAUGGACCUGGCUACCUCUGCAACUGCAGCAUGGGCUAUCAGGGCAAUCCCUAUAUCGCCGAUGGUUGUACUGAUAUCAACGAGUGUGAUGAUGAGCAUAAUAAAGAGUAUCCAUGCCGAGGCAUUUGCGAGAAUACAUCGGGUUCCUAUGAAUGCAGGUGCCCUAGUGGUACCCACAGUGCCAAUCCGCUGAAUAUUCCCUGCAACCCCAAUUUUCCGCUUGCGGCAAAAAUUGUCACAGGUGCAAUAGGUGGACUUUUCAUCGUAGCACUCAUGGUGUUCAUCUUUCUUAUUGGCAAAGAGAAACGGAAGAUGAAAGAAUUCUUUAGAAAGAAUGGGGGGCCCAUAAUUGAAAAGGUCAAUAAAAUUAAGCUAUUCAAAAAGGAAGAGUUAGAGCCAGUACUGAAAACAAGUAAUCGUAUUGGGCAAGGUGGCUUCGGUGAGGUUUACAAGGGAUACCUUAGAGAUGAAAUACGGCCGGUAGCGAUCAAGAAGCCCAAGAUUGAUGUUAAAUUGGCAAACCAAUUUGCAAAUGAAGUUAUCAUUCAGUCUCGAGUGUUGCAUAAGAAUAUUGUCAACCUCAUUGGUUGUUGCCUAGAGGUUGACGUCCCAAUUUUGGUCUAUGAGUAUGUGUCCAACGGUAGCCUUGACAAAAUUCUGCAUGACAACGACAGGCUGCCCCUUGACUUGGAUCUACGCCUGCAGAUUGCUGCACAAUCUGCCAAGGGCCUAGCUUACAUGCAUUCAGAAAUCACAACACCAAUUCUCCACGGUGAUGUUAAACCAGCUAAUAUCCUUUUGGAUGAGGACUUUAUGCCAAAGAUCUCAGACUUUGGUACAUCUAGAAUGAUUGCCAUUGAAGAAAAUUACUCAAGCACUAUCAUUGGCAACUGGGGUUACAUGGAUCCAGAAUAUGUGCAAACGGGCCUGUAUACGAGUAAAAGUGAUGUCUACAGUUUUGGAGUCGUGCUCUUAGAACUCAUUACAAGGAAGAAGGUCUUAGAUCCUGACAUCAAUAACUUGCUCGGGAAUUCCCUUGACACUUGCACCAAGAAGAAGGGAGUGAUCGAACUCGUUGACCCAGAAAUUUCAGCAAAAGGAGCCAUUGGGAUUUUUCAUAGUUUGGCAGAAAUUAUUGUGCAAUGUCUAGAUCUUGAUGUUGAUCUAAGACCAGAGAUGGCAGAUGUAGCAGAGCGUCUUCAAUUCCUAUUGAAGUGAUCUCAUGGUAGAUAGAAUAGAACAUGACUUUGCUACAGUACUCCAAAGUGAUUGUGGACCGUCAAAUAGAUCUAGAUGUAUAUUAUUACACCUCCUAGUAGGAGGUAAUAGAUGAAAUAUAUACAUUAGGAAAUAGAAAAAAAUUCAAUUGUAUCUAUUGGGCAAAACAGAUUGCAUUUAGCCAUGAGAGGUCGACGUGAUGGUGUGUUGGAUAGUUAACGUGUUGGAUCGGGUAAGCCAUAACAUGAUGGCAUGUAUGCACACAUUUAUAACAUUUACUUAAUCGUGAUGAUACACGCCUGACAUUUUUGUAA
Molecule: messenger RNA, 3753 nt
Organism: Panicum virgatum (switchgrass)
Lineage: Eukaryota; Viridiplantae; Streptophyta; Magnoliopsida; Poales; Poaceae
Product: wall-associated receptor kinase 2-like
Exons: 4
Coding region: 1397-3439 (680 amino acids)
Biological process (GO): protein phosphorylation; cell surface receptor signaling pathway
Cellular component (GO): plasma membrane
Molecular function (GO): ATP binding; calcium ion binding; protein serine/threonine kinase activity
Source: RefSeq, a predicted model, not a curated record